UACUGUGUGAUUUCUAAGAAAAUGGCGUAUUUCUAAAAGCAUUGUGAUGACAGACGUGAUAGAUAUUAUUAAGGUGAAUUGUUAGUGCUUUCAUUCGCUUGAAGAUACAAGUUUGUUUCAUAAACUUUUGUGCUACGAUUGAAAUCUAAAGACAUCAUCCACCAUGUCGAGUGUUCCAGUCCUCUAUCACCAGCCUCCUGCAGCUCUCAAUAAGACGGUGGCAAUGAAAACGGUUGACACCAGGCCGUUCGAACAGAGCCUUUCUCUGGUUCCCCCUACCCUGAGUCGCUCUUAUCCAACCGAAAGUCGAGUGCUCGAUUCUGUUCGCUUCCCCAACAUCUUCACUUCAGCAACUGCCACAAUGAAAACUCGAUACACGCCAGCAGACUGGUCGCAGAGUAACUUGAAUCAUUUCAGCGAUGCUGACUCCACCAGAGGGGUCUCGGAGAGAGUACGGGAUGACGCCGUCAGGCUCGUCGGCUUCACCUAUGACCGGACAAACAUCGCCCAGCGAGAGAGCUCUCAGAGAUUAGGCGAACGAGUGAGCGACAUCACAUUUUGGAGGAGCGAGCUCAUGCAGGAACUGGAUCGUAUGCUGGCAGAAACCAAUAGACUCAACGACUCCAGAAGAGCGCUCGAGCACGCUCUCAAGGAUACUGAAAACCCUCUUCACGUGACCAAAGAGUGUCUCUAUUUCAGAGAAAAUCGUCAAGGAAUCGACCUGGUCAGGGACCACCCAGAGGAAUCUCUCUUGAGGGAAGUGGACACCAUCAAGGACUGUCAAGCAAGGAUGAGGAAUCUUCUCGAGAGAGUCAAUUUGCAGCUGAGCCGUGAUCGUUCUGCCAGGCAAGAUUUAGAACACGACACUAUGAACAAGAACCAUGCUCUUACCAUCGACCACACACAACAUAGCCUCCAUAAUUACUCCGCUAAUAUAACUUACUACCCUGGCAUCGAAAGGGUGGAUAACACAGUGAGUGUCCCAGACACCUGGGCAGAAUUCAGCAACCGGAACAUCCAGCAGAGCCAGAGUGAAAGGAACAGCUCGCAGCGACUACGUCAGGAGGUAGACGCCCUCAUAGCAGCUACCCAUCGGGAUAUGUGGACGGCUUGGUCAAAUUCCAACACAACUCUCACCCAUCGAUCUGGUGAGACUAACGACGCCAGAAACAAACUGCUCGCACACAGGGACAGGGUACAACGUGAAAUGAACGAUCUUGAGCGUCACAUUGACCUUCUGAAAAAGGCCAUCUUGGAUAAAUCAGCGCCUCUGAAGGUUGUCCAAACUAGGCUCGAAGGAAGGACGCACAGGCCUGAAAUGGAACUUUGUCGAGAUCCUCCACAACACAGGAUGGUGCGAGAAGUGCAGGAGCUGAGCGAAAGCGUCGAGGCUCUGAGACACAAGCUCUCGGAAGCCGAGAAUUCCCUCCACAGGUUGGCCCAGAUGAGGGCGCGUCUCGACCAUGACUUGGGAGUCAAGACGAACUCUUUGUAUAUCGAUCGAGACAAGUGUCUUGGCAUUAGGAAGAGUUUCCCGUUAUCUCAGCCUCAUUUAAUUGACUUCACUCUCUAUUAGAAAAGUCAGUUAAGACACCCACCCCUCAAAUAAAGGAAAAAUAACGCAAUUUUAGUGACAACGCAGUAAUCACAAGCAUCAUGAGUUAUCUAUAGAUUCAUCAUUGCUGUCUUACAUUAUCAUUGAAAGUCUUAGUGAAAGAGUGCCUUAAUUCUGUCGAGGUACUUAUCAUCAUCCGUCCAUCGCAAUCAGCUUUAUUCAGUCUGUUCUAUAUCACGAUAAGUAAUGUACCUCUUUGUUAGUUUUCUUCGAAAAAAGAAAAACAUCGGCAGGUAUGGUUACCUUCACUGGAAUGUAGACACCAGUUUUCUAGAAAAUAAUUAACUUGAGCUGGAAAAGUAUUCUGUAAGUGUGAUCAAUGUCAUGAGGAUAUCAAGUGUAUAGUAAUACCCGAGAAAGCGUAGGGCCGCCAAGAUGAAAAAUGCCUUCAUUUACAUUAUACAGUGCUAGGUGAUUUCCAUGUCUGCAUAUCGUUAACCCUUUACGGGGAAAAAGCACUAAAUGGGUGUUUUCGCCAGUAUUCCUUAAUAUUGGGUUGUAUAUUCUCGAAACAAGGUGGAAAAUACUUAUUUCCCAGCCUACUUGGCGGACGUAAGCAGAAUCGUAGAAAUUAUUUGUAAUAAACGAAGACUAAUUCUAGUCCGCCUGCUGGUGAAAUGAAGGUUGCAAUAGGAAGGAAAUCUUUAGUUGGGUUCAAAAGAGAAGACAUCCCCGAUCCGCGCCACUUCCUCGAAAAAAAAUAAAAAAUAAAAAACUCGGCCAGGCCUGACCAGGCCAUGGAGAAAUCUCAAAUUGCUACUCAGAAGGCCAACUCUAUUUCAAGACUUGAAGGCGGUCAUAUACAAUAAUCACGUUUUCUUUUGUAGAAGUUUUGUGAAAUCAAUCCACACUUAAGACAUAUACAAAGUUGAAGGACAGAAUUUCAUAAUUUUCAGAGUAGAGUAAAAUAAUGAACGCCAUUACAGAGACAGCAUGUUCUCAGUUUUGCCAAGCGGGGCCUUGGUUAUUAUUAUUAUUAUUAUUUUUUUUUUUUUUGGAUGUGCCUGAGACAUCUUUAACAAAAUAUUGUGGCGAACUAUACUGAAACAGUCCAACAGUCCAUGAGGGGGGGAAAUAACAAAAUGAGUAGGGUUAUUUAUAAAAAAAAUGAAUGUAUAUAAAUGAACAUUGAUCCAAAAUGUCAGAUUUGUUACGGGUGAAGUGGUUCACUUACAUAUAAGUCUACGAAAAGAACUUAGCUGAUUGAAAGAAGCGAAACAUCACGCGUCCUUCACAGUGUGAAUAGCACACAGCAUUAUCCACACUGUCUAUGAUAUACCACGUCCAUUAAAUUUGUCGUUUUUCCAUUGAAGCUGGUUACUGAGCUCCUGACAUUCAUAUGCGUGCUAGAAAACGGAUGUAAAACGUUAGGUGUCUUGGAAGCCGAACAGAGGAUUUCAAAAAAGCAUCAGAGAAAGCUCAGAGGAACCAGAUAGAAUUAGCCUAAAGAACUGUCAUCAAGAAAGUGCCGCAGCUGUUGAGCACAACAAAGAAAAUGUGGACGUGCCACUUUCUCACAAAUGGAAUUCCAACCCUGAGUCGAUUUCUAGUGUUCUCUUUCAGGGUUAUAACAUUAAAUGGAAUAUUAGUGCGUGAACUGUUGCAUGCUGAGUAUAUUAGUGUCACUUAUUUAGAGCUCAGCUUGCACGGAGGGUAUUAAUUAAAGAACGAAUGGUUGCAAGAGGUUUGGAUCAUUCUAAGUCCUGAGAUAGGGCAGAUAUCGGGCGUUCGCUC
Macrobrachium nipponense is the source of this 3349-nucleotide messenger RNA. RefSeq names its product tektin-3-like. The coding region runs from base 164 to 1576 and encodes 470 amino acids. Gene Ontology annotation, cellular component: nucleus; microtubule cytoskeleton. Gene Ontology annotation, biological process: cilium movement involved in cell motility; cilium assembly. The transcript has 9 exons. The record is from RefSeq and is a predicted model, not a curated record. Lineage: Eukaryota; Metazoa; Arthropoda; Malacostraca; Decapoda; Palaemonidae.